Molecule: messenger RNA, 1218 nt
Organism: Fimicolochytrium jonesii
Lineage: Eukaryota; Fungi; Chytridiomycota; Chytridiomycetes; Spizellomycetales; Powellomycetaceae
Exons: 7
Coding region: 1-1218 (405 amino acids)
Source: RefSeq, a predicted model, not a curated record
AUGAGAUCGAUACUCGAUAAUGUGGAACCGCAGUACAUCCAUUCCAUAACUGAUAGAGAAGUUGCUUGUAAGGGAGUUGGAAGCAAGCAGAUACACGCCGGUAUUGCUGAGGUAUACGAUGCGCUUUUGUUUGGGGUAAACGACUUUUCGCUACCCAAGAUCCUAUAUGCCGUUGUCCCAGAGGCGCCGGAACCUAUCUUGAACGGUGCGCUAGAUGUGAUAGGCUCUGUCUAUCUCCGUUGGAAAGGUCCCUUGAUUAAAGUAGCCUUCAUUCAAGGUAGCGACCUUUCGCGAUCCGUUGUCUUCAAAGAAAACGAUGGUGUUGUUUUCCAAAUUGACAGGAUACUCCAUAGUCGAAGGGAUAAUGAUCUCUUUGACCUUGUGCCACUGACAGGAUAUCGGGGAGAUUUGAAAGACAGGAUUUGCAGGAAAAAGAUGACCAAAACGGAACGGAGAUUGUGGAAGGUUGAACCUAUCCAUAUCCCAAAGGAUCUUCAACGAUACCCACAUGAUAAAACAAAGAAUACUGGAUUUCCAGAAAUGUUCUGCAAUAUCGCGAUUACUGGUUCGGCGUACAGAAAAUGUAUCGUUUUUUCCCCGAACGCGAAAACGGACGAGAAAUGGCUGGCAGUGGGCCGGAAACACAAGGACAAGAUCCUGUUCAAGACGGAACUAUCGAACGAGGUCCUGAACGAAGUGGUGAACCUACAAAGAAAUCUUUUCGAGAGCGAUGUAGACGACACAUUAUUGUUGUGUUUCGACGAUUACGGAACGGGUGUGAAAUUCCGAAAUGAUUACGGAGCGGCACUUGAUUCUCUUGCUACGAAAUAUCGCUGGGCUGGGAUCUCAGUAAUCGGCGCUUAUCACGGUUUUAAGCAGCUCUCGCCGAUAUGUAGAGCGCAGAUCUCGCAUUACUUCCUUUUCAGGAUGUCCGAUGCCGAGGUUAAAAAGAUUUAUUUUGUAACAUAUCUACAAAUGAUGUUUGACAACUACUGGAACGGAACGGAUAGGCUAACAAAAGAGGGCAUGGAUGCAAUGAUCACCAAUCUUUCGCAAGAUAAACUUUGGUCGGAUCUCCCGCCGCAGUUACGUGAAGAGAUGUUCACCAAACUACGUCGCGAGGUAUGCGUCGAUAUCCUCCAAAAGCAUCUUGAUGAUGUUGCAGAGAAGAAAGCGCCUGCCGCCCGCCGGACCCGAGCGGUAAAGGAAGCAGAAUAA